UCAAAUUUCAUUAUAUUAUCUUUCUGUUUAUCAAAAAUUAAUAGUAGUAAUAGUAGUAAUACCUUUUUUUUCCUGGUCGCCCAGAUAAUUCCAGGAGCGCCCCAAAAUAUUGAUCAACAAAUGAUUCAACAAGUGUUCGGGGCUCCCCCUUCUAACAAUAUACCACAAAAUUAUUACAAUGGACCAGUUCAUCCCCAAAAUCAAUGGUAUGGUGGUAUGAUGAACGAUCAACAAGCACCACGACCACAUAAUUUUGUGCAAAACUCGAAUAAUUUGAGAAAUAUGCCCAUGCCGAUGCCAGAUGUACAAAAUGCUACGGGAUGGGAUUUGGGGGAUGAUUUCAUUCCCUUCGAAGGAGCGGUUGAUGAGGAUUUUGAUUGGGCACUUUAUAAGACCUUAUCAACAAAAUCAACAAGUAAUCUUCUAGUUUCCCCAGUAUGCGUAAAAUUACUGCUGAUGAUGCUAUAUGAAGGUGCUUCUGGUGAUACUAAAUUGGAAAUUUUGAGACUACUCUCCCUUCCUGAUAGUUACCAGAGCAACAGGGAACGUGCAGGAAAAAUUAUAGCUUCCCUUAAGGCCAAGAAUCCAGCUUACCAUCUAGAUUUCGACACCAGGAUUUACAUUUCCCACAUGAUACAGCCAAGGCAGCGAUUCAACGCGAUUGCCAAAAUGUUUUACGAUUCGGAUAUCGUGUCUAUAGAUUUCACAAAUGGAAUAAAUAAAAAUAACAGUGAUGGUACUGUCACCAAAUACGAUAGUGCUACCAUUAUGAAUCAGUGGGUCGCCAAUGUUACAAGGGGACACAUUACAGAAUUGGUCAACCACGCGGAUGUUUAUGGUGCUGUUAUGGUGCUGUUGAACGUCAUAUACUUUAAGGGCGAAUGGAGAAAACAGUUUCCUGAGGAGAAUACAACGUUGGGAAAAUUCUACCUGGAUGUCGAUAAGCCAAUCACAGUACCUUUUAUGAGACAGCAAGGUGUCUUUUUCUAUCAUGACUCAAAAGAGUUGGAUGCGAGGAUUUUAAGAAUGCCAUAUAAGGGUGGAAAAUUCAGUGCCAUAUUCAUAUUGCCAAACACAAUGAGAAACGGAUUACAACAUUUACAACAGAAUUUGAAUGCCCAACUUCUGAGGCAGCAAUUGUGGCUAAUGGAUGAAGUCGAACUCAAUGUUACCUUACCAAAGUACAAGUUUGAUUUCAAAGCAAAACUUGUUGAUACUUUGAAAGAGAUGGGCCUGCAGUCUGUGUUCAGUCCAACUACGUCCUCACUGCCUGGUAUUGCAAGAGGGCUUUCGCCACAGGAUACAUUAUCAAUAUCUGGCAUAAUGCAAAAGGCUGGCAUUGAAGUUAACGAGAAAGGAAGCACUGUAUAUGCUGCUACAGAAAUUGUCCUGACCAAUAAAUUUGGCAACGACCGCGAGGUAUCUUUCUUGGCGACAAGACCUUUUAUGUUUUUCAUUCAAGACGAGACAAGUGGAACAAUUCUAUUCAUAGGAGAAGUUUUGAAUCCAUUAGAAACUAGUAAUGAAUAAGAAUAAUCAGAAAUUGUUAUUAAUAAUAUAUCUGCAUUUUGUUUUCAUCUCAUUGUCUUACAAUAAGCAUUUUAAUAAUUAAAACAUUGAUAAAC
Messenger RNA from Ctenocephalides felis (cat flea), 1625 nucleotides. RefSeq names its product serine protease inhibitor 27A-like. The annotation marks the transcript as partial. The record is from RefSeq and is a predicted model, not a curated record. Gene Ontology annotation, molecular function: serine-type endopeptidase inhibitor activity. The transcript has 10 exons. Lineage: Eukaryota; Metazoa; Arthropoda; Insecta; Siphonaptera; Pulicidae.